Penaeus vannamei (Pacific white shrimp) is the source of this 1750-nucleotide messenger RNA. NCBI's taxonomy places the organism in Eukaryota, Metazoa, Arthropoda, Malacostraca, Decapoda, Penaeidae. The record is from RefSeq and is a predicted model, not a curated record.
UUCUGCUGUUGGUAAUUUAGAGGCUUGGUUUUCUGGGCCUCAGUCACCAUGUCUAUGUUGGCGGAACCUAGGAGGAAAACACAACAGUGUUUUAUUAAUCCAAGAGGUGACGCCUGGGCAAAAGAUGAAAACAAAUUUGGCCAGAAGUUAAUGGAAAAAUUUGGAUGGUCUAAAGGGAAAGGCCUUGGAAGAGAAGAACAGGGAAUGACUGACUGUAUCAAGGUUCUAACAAAGGACAACAAGAAAGGUAUUGGAUACAAGGGGUCCGACGACGAGUGGAUCAAACACUACGAAGGAUUUGAAAGCGUCUUGGCUAACCUCAACAGUGAUAAUUCCAAGGAGAACUCUUGUUCUAACAGUGCUGCUAACAGUGAUGAUGAGAAAAAGAAUGCAUCAUCCUUAGAGAAGCGGUCGAAGGGCUCCCGAGCCAGAGUUCAUCUACACAAAUUCACUCGUGGCAAAGAUGUGAGCCGUUAUAAUUCGGAUGACAUUGCAUGCAUCAUUGGGUCAAAAAGAUCCAAGCAACUUGCUGAUAUUGAGGCAACUCAGAUCAAGGAAGAGGAUGAGGUUGGUCAGCAAGUGAAGCUGAAUGGCGUUACCACUGUUAAAGGUGGUACGGUUCAGGAAUACUUUGCUGAGAAAUUGGCAAAGCUCAAGAUGGCACAGGCACUUCAACAAGAAAGAGAAGAUGAGGAUGACAUUGACAAGAGAAGAGAAAGUGAGAUUGGGGAUGAGAAUGGCAGACAAGGUUUUGGCUAUUGUUAUGAAGAACAAAUGCCAGUUAAUGGCAAGGUGUCUGAGAAUGAGAGAGAGGAGAGAGUAGGGUUUGCAUUUGAGUAUCCAGAGAACGGAGACGAUUACACUGGGGAUCAGGCAGAAAAGAAAAAGAAAAAGAAGAAGAAGAAGGACAAGGUCAAGCAGAAGGAAGUAGGAGAAGAAGAAAGUGUGUCUGACACUGAGGCUUCAGUCUCAAAAACUGAGAAGAGGAAGAGAGAAAUAGAUGAAGACUUAGACGCUGAAACACAAGGUAAAGUUGAUGAGAUUGUCAAGAAGAAGAAAAAGAAGAAGAAAAAUAAGGAAAGGGAAAAUGAUGCUGAAGAUGUGGAUGCUGAGAAUUUAACCAUUGAGAACUGUCAGGAGGCAGAGGCUGAGAAACUUCAUGUUGACAUGGAUAACGAAAAGGAGAAAAAGACGAAAAACAAGAAAAAGAAGGUAGAAUUGGAUGUAGUGAAAGCAGAGGAAUUGCCAACUGAAAACAGCAGCAAAGCAGAACCUGAUAACAUGCAAAGUGAAGAUGGUGUGAAUAGUGAAAAGAAGAAAAAGAAGAAGAAGAAGAAAAGUAAAGAUAAGAAUACAGAAGAGUUACCUAUAGAAAAUAGUUGUGAAGGAGAAUCUGAAAAUGUGGAUGUUCAGAGGACAGAUGAGGUAAGAGGAAUGGAGAGGAAGUAAAUGGAGUGGAUGCAGGAAAUGAAAUGGAAAAACCAAAGAAGAAAAAGAAGAGGAAGUUAGAUGAAACUGAUGGAAUAAUGAGGAAAGUGGUGUUACUGAACCACAAACCAGUGAAAAGAAAAAGAAAAAAGAAGAAGAAAAGCUUAUGCCAAGAAGAAAUUCAAGAAGAGAAUUGUAAUGAACCUUCAGAUGAAAUUCCCAAAGCCAUGCCUCCAGACUGCACGGAUGAGGGAGAGGCAAAAAUUGCAGAAGAAACUUCGCAAAUGGAAGAAUCUACACCCAAAAGGAAGAAGGGAAAGAA